Molecule: messenger RNA, 1361 nt
Organism: Micropterus salmoides (largemouth bass)
Lineage: Eukaryota; Metazoa; Chordata; Actinopteri; Centrarchiformes; Centrarchidae
Product: group XIIA secretory phospholipase A2-like
Exons: 4
Coding region: 202-783 (193 amino acids)
Biological process (GO): phospholipid metabolic process; arachidonate secretion; lipid catabolic process
Cellular component (GO): extracellular region
Molecular function (GO): A2-type glycerophospholipase activity; calcium ion binding
Source: RefSeq, a predicted model, not a curated record
CAUGACAGAGUGAAACCCGGAAGCUAUAGCCACAGCUGCGGCAGGUAGGCUCUUGCCUCCUAUGUGUCCAGGUAGUGAAAUGAAAACAAGCAGAAGUGAAACUUGAGAUGCCAUCGCGACAACAUUUUGAGGACUAAAUCCGCCUAAAUCAAACCACUGUGCCGGUAAACGCUGUUUUCUGGCUUCGACGUUAAGUGGACUAUGCACUACCACAGCUACAUCUGUGUUUUCCUGUUGGGUUUGUAUUCUUGGGGAUGUCUCCCAUGUGUCUCUGCCUGCAAACAUGAGCCAGAGACUCCAGACUGGAGGAUGACUUUGAAAACUAUCCGUAACGGAAUACACAAGAUUGACACGUACCUGAAUGCAGCACUGGAUUUGUUUGGUGGCGAUGACGGACUUUGUCAUUAUAGGUGCAGUGAUGGUUACAAGCCGGUGCCUCGUCCCGGGUACAAGCAACCACCACCCAACGGAUGUGGCUCCCCGCUGUUUGGAUUUCAGUUUGACAUAGGCAUCCCGUCCAUGACCAAGUGUUGUAACCAACAUGACCGCUGCUAUGAUACCUGCGGCCGUGAGAAACACGACUGCGAUGAGCAGUUCCAGGAUUGUCUUGAGACCAUCUGCAGGAAUGUGCAAAGGACUCUGGGAUUGGCCCAGAGUGUCCAAGCUUGUGAGUCAGCAGUGACUCUGCUGUUUGACGCUGUUAUGCACUUGGGAUGUAAACCAUACUUGGACAGCCAGAGAGAUUCUUGUGUGUGUCAGUAUGAAGUGAAGAGGGAACUGUGACGAUCAAGAUUGUGGAACGGACUGAUUCAAAAAGCACAACACUGACAGAAGGAUGCCAGCAAUAAACUUUUCUUUUAGACUUGUAGAUUUUCUCAGGGACAGAGCCUCUUUGCCCUGCACUGACUUGUGUCCGUUGCCUCCCUUUAUUGGAGUUUUGAAAUUAUUAGAAAAAAUAGUGAAAAUAGUUUUUAGAGUGGACAAUUAAUAUAUUUUCUAUGCAGUUAAUUAUUUAUAUUUUGUUAAUACUAUGUAAUGUGUUUGUCCUGUGAUGGACUGGAAACGGUUUUCAGGGUUUCCCUUGUUUUUGGAUGCUUGGGUAGCACCCAUUACUUUAUUUAUAGGUUUUUAAAUUCCUAAUAAUGUCUUAAGACGUUUCAUGAAAAAAAAGGAAUUUGGCACUGAUUAUAGGUAAAAGAGAGUGUUUAUUUUGUACUCUUAAAUUGAUUAAAUCAAAUGAAAUGCUAAACUAGCUAAACCAGGAGUUGCUUUUAUUUUGUUAGGUUAGCCAAAAAUGUGAGAUUUGUCCACAGGCAAACAAAUCAUAAUGUUUCUAAUAAUAAAUGAAUGAUGAGUAGCUA